Molecule: messenger RNA, 1929 nt
Organism: Patiria miniata (bat star)
Lineage: Eukaryota; Metazoa; Echinodermata; Asteroidea; Valvatida; Asterinidae
Product: E3 ubiquitin-protein ligase TRIM56-like
Exons: 1
Coding region: 1-1929 (642 amino acids)
Biological process (GO): positive regulation of DNA-templated transcription
Cellular component (GO): chromatin; nucleoplasm
Molecular function (GO): zinc ion binding; ubiquitin-protein transferase activity
Source: RefSeq, a predicted model, not a curated record
AUGGCGGAGGCUGCUGCUCAAACCGUGCUGGACAAGAUCAGCCAGGGGCAUCUGGAAUGUCCGAUCUGUUGCUGUCGAUUCAAGGAUCCAAAGAUACUGGACUGUCUGCAUAGCUUUUGCCUGAACUGUCUAGAAAAUAUGAUAGGCAAACAAAAGUCUGAGUCAAAGAAAAUAACAUGUCCAGUCUGCAGGAGAGAAACGGAAGUUCCUGAUGGAGGAUUGCAGAGUCUUUCAUCCAGCUUCUUUUUGAUUUCUCUUGUUGAUGAAAUACACAAACAAGAACAGCUUUUAGGGAAGGCAUUAACUACUUGUGCGACGUGUAAAUCGUGUGAUGAAGGACAUGAGACUGUAUCAAGAUGUCUUGACUGCAAGACGAACAUCUGCAAGAAAUGCCAAGAGGCACACCAGUUUCUGAAAUAUACCAAAGACCAUCGCAUCAUUCCUGCAGAGGAAUUGGACAAAUCGAGGGUUUUACCUGCAGAUAUUAGCAAGUCUGUCGAAUCAAAAUGUAGAAAGCACAUUGAUCAGUCAUUAUGCUUUUACUGUGAAAGCUGUGAUAUAUUGAUUUGCUCAAUGUGUGCUGCAACAGAACACCGGACAGCCGAUCACAAGUACACUGCAAUCUAUGACGCCAUCGGAUCAUUCCGUAAGAGUGUCGACGACAUUUUGCAAAAGUUCGAUAAAAGCAAAGAACAAUUGGCAUCAAACGGAGACUCGAUCACACAUGCACGAAAAAGAUUACAAAAGAAUCUUGCUCAGGCUCGUAGUGAUAUUUCUGCAAAGGCGGAAGCAGAGAUCGCCAAAAUCAGAAAGAAAGCAAAGCUUCUCAACGAAAAGGUCGACCAAAUCGGUCUGGAGAGAGACAGUGAGUAUGAAAAGGUGCUCAUGCACAACCGUAGCCAGAUGGAACGCGCAGAUCAGAUCGUCACGGCCGUAAAUGACUUGAUGAGACAAGCCGAUGAUUUUGAGCUUUUAGAGCUCAAGCCGAAGGUGAUGCAUAACUUGGAAUUCCAGAAGGAGCUGAAGUGUGAACCGGCAAAAGUGGAUAUGGCGUUCAUCGGGGUCACAUGUCAAGAUGUCGUCAGUGACACGGAUCUUGGGAAACUAUUGCUCAAAGAGAAAUGGCAGUUGAAGGAAGAGUUCGGCAAGAAGGGCAACGGUGACGGGAAAUUCCAGUGUGCAGGGGCCGUUAAAUGUUUCAGCAACGGUGACAUCGUAGUAUGUGACACAGACUUGAAACGGUUAUCGUUGUUUACAUCCACUGGGCAUUUCAAAACAUCGAUUGCUCAAGGAGCCGAAUGUCAUGAAUUGGAUGAUCCUUUUAGCGUGGCAGUGAACUGUGAUGAUCUGCUUUUCGUCACGGAUAAAGAUAAAGUGAAGGUUUUUGACAAAGAGCUACAGUAUGUUCGCGAGUUUACACCUACAGUUGAUGAUACAGAGGGACGAUCAGAGAGUGACCUACGUGGUAUUGCUGUGGACAAGCAACGUGUAGCAGUGGCUGACCGGGGAAGAAAGGUCAUCAGUGUCCACAACCUGGACGGAUCGUUGAUUACAAGCACAUCAAACAACAUGGUUAAAAAUGACUUGGCAAUGUGCAACAAAGAGCGGCUGAUCUUCACAAACGACAAGGAGAAGAGGUUAAUGUGCGUUGAUUUGAAGGGCAAUGAGGUGUUCAACGUAAUGACAUUACGAAACGGGAAACCUGUGAGUCCCAAUAGUGUCAUGUGCGAUGAUGUUGAUGGGAGCAUCUAUAUCGCUGUUAAUUUCAAGAGAACUGGGAAUGGUGCUGUGCAACAUUAUGGUUUAAAUGGUAAAUUCAUAGCAACAGUAGCUCAAGGGUUGUUCAAUCCGUUUGAAAUGGCAUUCACCCCCGCCGGUAACGUCGUUGUCGCAGACAUGCACUCCGUCAAAGUCUUCGACCGGAUGUAA